ACAAACCGCAAGUCAAAGUUCAGAUUCCGAGACUGAUCCUUGCCACUCUCAGUGCACAACGUAGACGGCGAGUACGGGUCUCUCACAGAACCACUCCAAUAUAUCGGCGAUGAUGCUCCUUGCUGCUAUGAUCCUUGCAGCUGGACUAAUGUCAGCUUUUCACAUCGUUUAUGCAGCGGAUCCUGACCCCUUGCAGGAAUUCUGCAUUGCAGACCUUGCUGCUGGACCAGUUUCAAAUGGAUUCCCUUGCAAGUUACCUGCACUUGCUACCACAGAGGACUUCGCAUAUUCUGGGCUUGCUAAACCUGCAGAUCCCAGCCGAGUUUCUACCGGCGGAGUUGGAACCCUCGCCUUCGUCAAAGAAUGGCCCGCUCUGAACACCCAGGGAUUGUCUCUCCUAAGACUCGACAUCAAUCCCGGCGGCAUCAUCAGUCCCCAUACACACAACUUGGCCACCGAGAUUCUGUAUGUUUUGGAGGGAGAGAUGUAUACGGGCUUCGUCACCAACAACUUCGGCAACGACCCAACCAUAUCUAAUAAGCUGUAUGCAAAGGUUGUGAAGAAGGGAGAAGCUUUCAUUUUUCCCAGAGGUCUGCUACACUUCCAGCUGAACAAGGGGAAGGUGCUUGCAUCGAGUCUGAACGUCCUGAACAGUCAGAAUCCUGGUAUUCAGCUCAUGCCUUCAGCUUUGUUCGGAAGUGGCAUCGACCGUGAAAUGCUGGAAAAGUCAUUCUUCAUGAAUGCGACUCAAGUUGCUGCGUUGAAAAACUUUUUCGAAGAGUGAUACGUCGAUUUUUGAAGUGCCAGGAGAAAUCUUAGACUUUACUGGCAUUGAGACAAUCUGAGUGCCAGGUGUAGGUAGUCCUAGGGCUCAGUUAAGUAGAUACUUGACUAUGGUCUAUUCGAUGCAGUUCAUCGAUCAGAUUGGUAUCACAAUCACUAAACUAAUUCACAUCU
Marchantia polymorpha subsp. ruderalis is the source of this 957-nucleotide messenger RNA. The record is from the annotation of a GenBank genome assembly. Lineage: Eukaryota; Viridiplantae; Streptophyta; Marchantiopsida; Marchantiales; Marchantiaceae.